This is a messenger RNA of Morone saxatilis (striped sea-bass), 7831 nucleotides long. Its product is annotated as leucine-rich repeat LGI family member 2-like. Gene Ontology annotation, molecular function: protein binding. Lineage: Eukaryota; Metazoa; Chordata; Actinopteri; Moronidae. The coding region runs from base 4425 to 6059 and encodes 544 amino acids. Gene Ontology annotation, biological process: inhibitory synapse assembly. The record is from RefSeq and is a predicted model, not a curated record. The transcript is spliced from 8 exons.
UAACAUCAUUCUAACAAAGCAAUUAUUUUUUAUUUUGUAUAAUUACAGUUGUAAUUAAGAUAAUGUUAAUGUUUAAGUGGUAGCAUAAUUUUUUUGUAUUUAAUUACUGGUAAGUAUUCUUUUAUUUAAGUAAAAUUAGUCAUAGCACAUAUUAAAUUCUCCAUUACAAGUGAAAGCCCUGAAAUCAGAAUGUUAUUUAUUUUCAGCAACAUGUACUGAUAGUAUAAGAUGUAAAAUGUUAUAUAUUAUAAUAAAGUAAUUGUAAUAAAGUUAUGAUGCACUGACUGCAUGGUUUUACUGUUGUAGUUGGUUGAAGUUGAGCUAAUUUGUAACAUACUGGAACUAAUCUUACAGACUGAGUUUAUUCUAUAACAGUGUAUCCUAUUUUCCAAUAUGAUAGUAUUGUUUUAAUGUAAAAUAUAAAAUCACAAGUUAAUUAGUCAGAAUAGCCCCUAAAAAAGUGGUAUAUAAAGAAUAUUAUUUGCUUCUGACAUGUAGUGGAGUAGAAGUAUAAGUGGCAUGAAAUUGAUGUACUUAAAAUAUUGAACAAAGAGUACUUUGAAAACUCAUGCUGUGCAGCCAAAUACUUACUUAUUAUUUUUAAUUCUAAUAUAAUAAUUCUAAAAUAAUAAAGAUCCCAAAGUUUGCAAAGAAACCAAAAAUAUCAAGCAGAAUUUUGGUAUGUCAAGGGGUUAAUAAGUCAAAAUUUUACUUUAUUAAAAUGAUGGGAAAUAACUAAAUUUGGAUUGUUCUUUGUGAUAUACUGUGAACACUUGUUCAAUAUAUGCAUAUUUUCAGUAUGCUAUGUUUGCGUUUCCUGUAGCAUCAGACCCAGUAGUCUGAUACCGACUACUGAGCCUUCUGCUGCUCCUGAGUGGGAACUGGAGAAGUUUGAGAGCUUGAACACCUGCUGUGAAGCAGACACCGCACCUCUCCAGGUUACCCCCCCUCCUAAACCUCAAGGGUUUCAUAGUUCAAAGGGUAAAAGUUCAUCUUCUGAUUUGAACAUGUCAUAUGUGAGGUAGUUCAGGGGAUGUAAGGGAUUAGAGUGUUACCCUAAACCACUGAUAAUGACAAUUUACUUGAGGCGGAUAAAUGAUCACUGUGAGUAUUUAGGUCACUUUUAACUAACCUGCUGGUGGUGAAGGGUUCAGUACUGUAUAUUAUGAAUAUCACACAUUUAAAGAAGCAACACAUUCAUAUAGAAUAAUUUGCCAUAUUGUUUCAUGUUAAGGAAAGUUUAUUUAUGAUUAAGUUUAUUAUUCCAUUUAUUUAAAUAGCCCAAAAUGAAUAAGACAUUUGCCUCAAAUGGUUUUAUAAUCUGUGCAGUAUACACCACCUUCUGUCUUUACACCCUUCGAUUGUGUUUAUUCCGACUUUCAAAAGUGCAAACGGUUGUCUUUGAAUUAGUACAGAUCACAUAAUUGAAUACAUUUUAACCAGGUGCCCUUUAUAGAUGGUUUAGAAGUUCUAACAGGUGGGUUCUUAAUAUAAUAAAUAAUUUACAAAUUAUUUAUAGGUCAUUAAUAAACUAUUAUCCACAACUUUGGGGUUAGGGUUAGGUUAGGUGUUUAUCGCCCUUCAGCAUCAUUAAUAUGUUUUUGGUUAUCAGAAGGGAAAAAAGAUCUGCUGUGUGCUUAAAAUUAAAGUCCUAAAAUUAGCUUAAAUGUAUUAAUAUUUAUUAUUGGAAAAUACAAAAUUUGUCAAUAUUACAAUUUUUAACAUUUAUAUUACAUAAUUACCAAAAAUAGUUUUUUUUUACCAUGUUGUUCAAAUUAAUAUUUUAUAAAUCAAUAAUUAAUAAAUUAUGUAUGAACUAUUAGGUUUUUAAUUGUUACAACCUAUAGACCCUUAUUGGUGCCUUAUUAGUGCACAAAUGUACUUAUUAUUAAUAUUAAAUACAUAUAAAUAUUACCAUGCUGUGUACUGUAAUAAUACCAUUAGGUUUAUAUUACUGUCAUUACAAUUAAGUCUGAUUAUUGCUGUUGUACUAAAAGACUUAAUGGUAAAAGAACAGUAAUAAUAAGUAUUGGAUAGCAGAAUCAACUUAUUUUAUAGACUGUUUGUGUUUGUGUUCAGAAACAUACUCUUCAGGAUUAGUGUAGUGUUUCUGAUUAGUAGUUUUAAAGUAGUAGUCCACCAUUGUAAGGUGUUGCUGUUUAAUUUGUAAGUAACCAAAGGGAAAUAAGUUAAUUGUAUUGUGUCCAUAAAGUGGUAAAAACAUCCAAAACAUGAGCAAAAUGUAGUCAUUAGUCAUGAGUAACAUCAUCCUGUUCAUGAAAGACAAAUGACUGGGCCUAAGUUGUUUAUUUUACAGAGACUAAAUGUUAAAAAAACACUUUUCUACGUGGGUGUUUCCAGUUCCUUAAUAAAGUCUUGAUGUUUGUCUAGAAAGAAAUAGCAAAGAGAUGUUUGCUCUGGCGUCAUCUGGUUUCAGCUUGCACGUGUCCCGAGUGUUUCAGGGAUACUCUAGCCUAAAAACAGCAAUGCUAGAUGCAGAGCUGUCAUAAAAUAUGCCCGCAAUGGCAGACAUGUACGGUUGCUCCCUUCUGGCAAUGGGUAUUUGGUUUCACUGGUGCUCAUAAACUACUGGUCCUCCAGCAAAGGUCAGCACCUUGUUAGGACCUGCUGCGACAACUAACAACUAUUGUUUAGUAAAUACUUCUUUCUAUGAGUAAUGGUACCAUGUGGCAUAUAAAGCAAUGACAGGACAUAUUUAUAUUCCAGCUUUAGGGUCAUACUCGUGAACAGCAAAUACAAAGAAUUAGUUAAAAUAAAGUGUAACUGUGAUUAUAAUGUAGCAGACAGGAAACUGCAGCCAGUUUAAUAUAGAUUAAAUUACUUAAUAGACGAAAGCAUUAAGGUUAACUUAGUGAUAAUUUUAGGUUAGAAACUAAAACCCAAGUUGCUCAUGUGUAUAUGUGGAAAAGAAUAUAAAAGCCAAAUUAAAAUAAUAUAUGUUAUUUGAAAAAACAAAUAAAACACAACAUUAUUUAUAUUUUUAUAAUUUCUACACUUUAUUGACAUCAAUUUACUACAUUAAGAAAGUAACUGUUUGGUUUAUAAUCCCCAGUUUAUUAUGCAUUUAGUUGUAAUAGUGCCACUACUAAAAAUGAAAACAAUUAAGAAAAUAAACUUAGAAUGGAACUGAGAAAGAAAAAUGUGUUCUUCUUGUAUUUUUUUUUGCCAUUUUUACUUCAGUUACACUUGCACUGAAGAAACGUGUUUACAUAUAGUCCUCAGUUAUAUUCUGAUUUUAUUACACAUUAUAGCACAUAUAUAGCACAUAUAUUCUGUUUAAUUAGAGAAGAGAGAGUAUAUGUGUGUAUAAAAGAGAAAGAGACAGACAGUGAUGACUCUACCAUACAGAAAGUAAUAAAAGGAGCAUUAUCAGGCCUUUUUUAGGAUGGUCUAUUUCUCUCAAAUCCUGUAUUUUAAAGUGUAGGAUUUGAAUAUCUACAACUUCCAACCUGAGGCAUACACAAGACUGAAGAUCAAUGCAUGAGAUUGCAUUUUUCUACAAACUUUAUACCAUCUGAAUAAACUGAUGCGAUAACCACAUGAAAACCUGACACACAACCUUAAUCUUCCAGCUGUCAGAAAUGUGAUCAGAAAUAAACUUGAAAACCACAAAAGACAACAGAUUAUUUGUUUGGUUAUCAGUAGCUGCCCUCUAAUGGUAUACUCACGCAACAGCACACAUAGACUCACUGUCUGCGCAGGGCUGCAGUCUGUCCACUGUAGAGCUCUUAAAACAGACAGAUGACCUCUCUGUUGUUUUCUCGAAGAUGAAUGCAUCAGAUUCAAACGGGAUAGAUGCAUCUAUCCCAUUUAAACUGAGCUGGUAACUGCAACCUAAGGGCAAAUAUCUGAUGUUUUUAGUGAGUGCAUUAGAAAGAACACUGGUGAUGUGAUCUGUGGCCUACAGUCUGACUAGCUAUGGGGUUACCGUGUUACUUGUUAAUGCAUUUUCUUCUUUAUGGGACAAGUUAAGUGCUCUGGCAUGCAGAACGUGUCACGUGAUCAGGUCUGCACGUGUACUUAAACAUUGUUAACGCUCUCCAUGGUGCUGAAUAGUGUUUUUAAGAAUCAUUUUGGUGUUGUAUUGAUUUCCCCACCUCGAAUGUCACUUAAAAAAAAUACGUUUUGUGGCAUUAAUUCAAUUAUUAAAUACACAUAUUCAUUUUUUUAGAGUUUUUAUUCCAAACAAAUUGCCAUUGUAAUUACUGACUGAGUCGAUGUUUUUGUUUUUUUUCCCCACCGUCCGAAACUGAAGCAGCCUUCCGGGACGCAGCUGCAGCCGUAUCAGCCUGUGUCAGGGUUUUCCACUAUAGUGCUGCAUUUUGAUGUCGCCCAGGCGGGUAAAAGCUGCUGCCAGCACCGACAGCGGGCUCAUUUACUGUUAUUGAUGCUCAAGAGGCAACAUGACAUCCACUAAGCAGUGGCUACUGGCCGUUUUUGCGCUUCUGUAUAUUUAUGGAGCAGUUGAAUCUAAAAGGAUUUUCAGAUGUCCUUCAGGAUGCUCCUGCUCCAAGGAGACGAUCAUCUGCGUCGGUCCCUCACAGAUCCCACGGACUAUACCGAAUGAGAUCAACUCACUGAGCAUGGUAAAUGGAUCUAUUUCUGAAAUUACAGAAGGGAUGUUUGCACUCAUGCCUUCUCUUCAGCUGUUACUUCUAAAUGCAAAUUCUUUGAGCACGAUUAAAGAUGAUGCUUUCUCGGGCCUUCCACAUCUAGAAUAUUUAUUCAUUGAAGGGAACAAGAUUGAAACGAUCACCAAAAAUGCCCUUCGUGGCCUGCGAGAUUUGACUCAUCUAUCACUUGCCAAUAACAAGAUGAGGUUUCUGCCAAGAGAUCUCUUUUAUGACUUGGAUUCGUUACUGGAACUGGAUCUGCGAGGCAACUCUUUCCAGUGCAAUUGUGAGAACAAAUGGCUGAUGACGUGGCUGAAAAACACAAAUGCCACUGUAUCAGAUGUCUUCUGUGCCGGCCCCAGUGACAUGAAGGGCAAGCGGCUCAAUGACCUUCCUAUUCCACCGGGCGAGUGUAUUUCCACAGACUUUGUGCGUCAUCAGUCCAUUCCCAUUCAGUCAAUGUCAGCGGACAUCUUCUCCUUUAAAGAGGACAUCUACGUGGCUAUGUCUGCCCCCAACUCCAACAGCUGUGUGGUCAUGGAGUGGGACCACAUUGAGAUGAAUUUCAGGAAAUUUGACAAUAUAACAGGGAAGUCUGUUGUUGGAUGCAAGUCAGUUCUGAUUGACAACCAUGUCUUGAUAAUUGUUACCCAGCUCUUUGGUGGCUCCCAUAUUUACAAGUUUGACGAUCAGCAAAACAAGUUCACAAAGUUUCAAACUAUUGAGGUCUUCAACAUCUCGAAGCCAAAUGACAUUGAGGUCUUCCAAAUGGAUGGUGAUUGGUAUUUUGUGAUUGUGGACAGCUCCAAGGCAGGUUUGUCUACUCUGUACAAGUGGACCGACCAACCAGACCGCAAUGAAACAGGUUUCUACUCCUACCAGUUCCUCCACGAGUGGUUUCGUGACACAGAUGCUGAGUUUGUUGAGGUGGACGGGAAGUCCUUCCUCAUCUUGGCCAGUCGCUCUCAGGCACCUGUCAUCUACCUGUGGAACAAGAGCACCCUGAAGUUCAUACUUCACGGUGAAGUCCCACAUGUCGACGACGUGGUGGCAGUCAAAGCUUUCCGGCUGGAGAAUGAGUUGUAUCUGGCCAUGACUUGUUACAUUGGUGACUCCAAACUCCUCAAGUGGGCCAAUAAGCAGUUCACUGAAGUGCAGGCUCUGCCUUCUCGAGGAGCAAUGAUCCUCCAACCUUUCACCUUCACAGACAGGCACUACCUUGCUCUUGGCAGUGAUUAUUCUUUCACACAAAUCUACCUCUGGGAUGUGGAGACCAAAACAUUUCACAAGUUCAAGGAUAUUUAUGUGCAGUCCCCCCGGUCAAUUACAGCAGUGACCACUGACCGCAGGAAUUUCAUCUUCUCCUCCAGCUUUAAGGGCAAAUCGAUGGUUUUUGAGCAUAUUAUUGUAGAUUUAAGCUUAUAAUGCCUCGCAAAAUAAUGACUAAUCACAGUAUGAGUUGGUCACUCAGAUCAAUAUUGCGUGUAUGCUACAAAGUCUCAAUUGCUGUAUAUCUUCCUUAUAAAACUAGAUAUAUCUUUAUUGGUCUGACACAAACAUCUUUGGCAAGUUUCUGCAGCUCAUAUGCAUUUCAAGCAGUUAUGGAGGUACGAUUAAUGAUAGGUCCCAAGUAGUUAACUUGAAACUGAAGGCUGACAGAAAUAUAAAACAAUGGCAACCUUUAAAAUUUAAACAGCAUGAAGAUAAUUUUAUCGCAUAUUAGAUAUAUAUAAUUCUGUCAAACAAGGAAUAGCCAAACCAAGGGGUGUCUAUUCUGGCCAUGCCAUAGAAUAUAGCCUGGCCACCCCACACAGGCAGUGAUAAAUGUAUCCGUUAAGGGUUAUAUAAAAUGUAAAUACCAUUAUAUAUGAUUCCUAAUGAUGCAUCUAUAGAGUUGAUGUCACUGUUGCCUCAAUGAGUGAAAGAAAAAGGUAGAAAUUUGUAAUAAACAAUGAACAAAACUGAAUUGAACUACCAUUUCUAUGCCACCUCGAAGUGAACACACGAGGUGUCAGUAUGUUCCAACACAAACUACAUUUUACUACGUGUUGUCUGAGUCUGAAGGCAAAUUAUAGCUCUUAAAUGCAGGGUAAAAAGCUUGCUGUCAUAGAGAAGGGCAAGAUGUGAUAAUCGUUUUAAUAUAGGGACGCUUGUGCAAACUUUCAGACGUCUCUCCAGGAAGGUAUUCAUGGUGUUCACAUUCAUGGCGCUUAGUUGUACAUGUGACAAAAGUAAUUGUGUGAAAAUUUAAAAAGAGAGCUCAAACCCUUCUUACUUCCUCACACCUCGCCAAAUUGCUUGUGGAGUGGGUAUACUAGUUGGAUUGUGGGUUUUGGAAAGUUGCUGUUAGCUGUUAGAAGGGUGUGUGUUGUUGUGGGAGUGGGAUUUAGAUAAUCAGCCUGGCUAUCUGUGUGAAAACUGUUUGGCUCCACCACUCCAAGCUCCAAGCUAAAUGUCAAAAGUUACCAUAAAAUGCUCUAAACUCUGGUACUUUGUAUUUCUGAGCAGCCAGUAGACAUUUUAAAGCCAUCUCAUCCAGUAACUGUCAUGACUAAACAUUUAAAUGUGCAUGAAACAAAGGGGUUUCUUCUUUUCACCCAAAUAAUACAGCAGAAUGUAUUAACAAAAGCUUAAGCCUAACUGCACAACAUUUAUAACUAACUACUAACAGAGUGCCUGAUUGGUGUCAAAACAACAUAAUUUAGUCCUGAUUCCUAUGCAAAAUGUAAAAUACUGAAUGUUUUUCUGAAUUACAAUCACAAGGUUAAUUGUGUGCUGUUGCUAUAUGACUUGAAACAACAUUUACAUGGUCUUAAGACACAAAUGUGUGCUCAUUUCUUUACUGAUCUUUUGAUAUGUUUCAUGUAUUGUACAGAUUUAAUUACAGUCCGUUUGGCUUGGAAUAUAAAUCUUUUUCAGAUACCUAACAAUGGCAUGAUGUGCAAACUAGGCCUAAUGUCAAACAGCUGAAAGUCACAAAAUGCUAACAAGAUCAAGCAAAAGCAGUAUGUUUUUGUGAACAUUUCUUGAAAAUAAAAUACAUUAUUUCCCUUCAAUCUAUCCUCAUGUUCUACCUAGCACUUAUAUAUUUUCCACUCUAGUAGCCUCAACUAAUAAAUAAAAACAGAUCUUUUACACAACAUCGACAACCUUCAGUCUUAUGUAAGAAUGAGUUUGUGUAAAUGCAUUAAAGAACA